UUUCUGGAGGGGGUGAAGGCAGCAGGGACUGACACCGUCCAUCCGUCUGUCCGUCCGUGCAGCCAGGAUGAGCACGGCCGCCAGCCCGGAGCCCCUGCCCUCGCCCCCCGCCCCUGGACCCCGCUACUUGGAGCGUUUGGCCGAGGAGGACCCCGAGUUCCUGCGGGCGCGGAACAUGGCGGCCGACCUGCGCCAGGACUUCAACAUGAUGGAGCAGAAGAAGCGGGUCACCAUGAUCCUCCAGAGCCCGUCUUUCAGGGAGGAGUUGGAGAGCCUCAUCCAGGAGCAGAUGAAGAAGGGGAACAACUCAUCCCACAUCUGGGCCUUGAGGCAGAUUGCCGACUUCAUGGCCACCACGUCCCCCGCCGUCCUGCCCACCUCCCCCAUGGGGCUGACGGCUGUCACCCCCAUCAACGACCUGCACGGCCCCGACGCGCCGGCGCUGGCCAAGGGCGAGCGGCUGAUGCGCUGCAAGGUGGGGAGCAUCCACCGCCUGCUCGACCUCUACGGGUGGGCCCAGCUGGGACACGCCGCCGUCACCCUGCGCGUCAGCAAGGAGCAGGAGCAUUUCUUGGUGGCCCCGCAGGGGCUGGCGUGCAGCGAGGUGACAGCAGCCAGCCUGAUCAAGGUGAACGUGCUGGGGGCCGUGGUGGAGCAGGGCAGCACCAGCUUUGCCCCCGACGCCCGCAGCUUCAGCCUCCACGCUGCCAUCUACGCCGCCCGCCCCGACGCCCGCUGCAUCGUCCGCCUGCACACGCCGGCCACCGCCGCUGUGUCGGCCAUGCGCUGCGGCGUGCUGCCCAUCUCCCGCGCCGCCCUGCUGCUGGGGGACGUCGCCUACUUCGAUUUCCGUGGCGAGGUGGAGGACGAAGCCGACCGGGUUGAGCUCCAAAAAUGCCUCGGUCCCACCUGUAAGAUCCUGGUGCUGCGCAACCACGGGGUGCUGGCGCUGGGCGACACCGCCGAGGAGGCCUUCUACAGCAUCUUCCACCUGCAGGCGGCCUGCGAGAUCCAGGUGUCGGCGCUGGCGAGUGCGGGGGGCACGGAGAACCUGAUCGUGCUGGAGCGCACCAAGCACCGGCCCCACGAGGUGGGCUCUGUGCGCUGGGCCGGCAGCACCUUCGGGCCCAUGCAGAAGAGCCGCUUGGGCGAGCACGAAUUCGAAGCCUUGAUGAGGAUGCUGGACAACCUGGGUUACCGCACGGGCUACACCUACCGCUACCCCUUCGUGCAGGAGAAGAGCAAGCCCAAAAGCGACGUGCUGAUCCCCGCCACCGUGACGGCCUUCAUCUUCGAGGAGGAUGCGGCCCCCGUCCCCGCGCUGCGGCAGCAUGCCCAGAAGCAGCAGAAGGAGAAGACGCGGUGGCUCAACACCCCCAACACCUACAUGAGAGUCAACGUGGCUGAGGAGCAGCAGGGCAGCGCCGGCAGCCAGAAGACGAAGACAACGUGGCUGAAAGCAGACGAGGUGGAAAAAGGCAGCAGCGGGACCCCCAUCCGGAUCGAGAACCCCAACCAGUUUGUGCCCCUCUACACAGACCCCCAGGAGGUGCUGGAGAUGAGGAACAAGAUCCGGGAGCAAAAUCGCCAGGAUGUGAAGUCGGCUGGACCUCAGUCUCAGCUCUUGGCCAGCGUCAUUGCCGAGACCAGCCGCAGCCCUUCCACAGAGAGUCAUCUGGGGGACGCAGAGGCCAAAGAGGCGUCCCGGGAGGAGGCACCCCCCGAGCCAGAGCCCCCGAACCCCUUCAGCCAGCUCACCGACCAGGAGCUGGAGGAGUACAAGCAGGAGGUGGAGAGGAAAAAGCUGGGGCUGCAGGGCGAGAAGGAUGCUGCAGCCGAGGAGAGCCAGGCACCCUCCACCAAAUCGCCCCCCAGCUCCCCACCGCACAGCCCGGCCCCGACGCCGGCCCAGCCCUCGGAGGGUGACAAGAAGGCAGAUGGCGGGCAAGCACCGGCUGAUUCCGCUGCCGAGAAGGAGCUGCCGGCAGUGGUGAACGGGAAGGAUGAGGAACAAAGCACUGAAGAAAACCUGGGCAAAGUUGGGGAGCGGACGACCUCCCCUGCUAAUGCUGACCCAGAUGCCCCCAAGGAGAAGGAGACGGUGACCAGCAACCCCAUCUCCCCCGAAGGUUCACCCUCCAAAUCACCUUCCAAGAAGAAGAAGAAAUUCCGGACCCCGUCUUUCCUGAAAAAAGGCAAAAAGAAAGAAAAGAUCGAAUCUUGAGUCUCUUCUGAGGCCUCCCGUCCCAGCGGCAGCCAGGCACCGCUCCGGACGGAGGGGCUGAGGCGGAGGGACGGCUCCUGCGUCGUGUGUCUGGCUGAGGCACAGGCGAAAACGCUGGAGGCGAGUUGUUUUCUGGGUACUCCUGGCACGAGGCACCUCGUCCCUCCUGUCACCCGCUUUUGGAGACGGUCACCGAGGUUUAUGAAGAGUGUGGCCCCUGUUUGCCGCUUGGGGAAACACCCACUCCUCCCAUGAGCUGUCCCUUCUCCUUCCCGUGUGGGCUAAGGGUUGUUGGUUUGUUUUUUCUUUUUUCCCCACCUACCGCUUGCUGAGCCCUCGUGAAAUGUGGGGAUCCACUUGGUUUGAGGAAGAAAAGAGUGUUUUGUUGGUUUUGGGUUUUUUUUUUUUCUUUUUUAAACCUUCUGUUUCAAGGUCCGCUGGAAUGGCGCUGGCUUCACCCCCUGGGUAAAAUUGUUUGCCGCUUCACUGUGGGGAAUCAGGUCGAGCUGAACGUUGGAGGGGGGGGUGGGUUGCUCUCCCCGAAGGAGAGGCCGAGGCAGUGGGCCUGGGAGCCUUUCCUUCCCGGAUCGUAAUCUUCCUCUCCCUGGGGCCGCGGAGCCACUUUCAAUUCCCUUCUCCUGGUGCCACCGUCUCAAGUACGCACCAUCCCAGGAUUUCACGCUGCCAGGAAAGCCCCUCGCUGCACUGCACCAACCACACCUGAGAAGGGAGAAGAAAAGAGCCUCCAGGAACUGUCUGUGUUAUUUAAAACUGAGCAAAACUUCACUCACUAAGUGCUACUUCGGGAUGAACACACGCUGCCAAUUCACUUCAGCCAGAGGCACUGCCGACGCCGCCACCCCCUCCCCACCACCACGGCACGGCCAAGGCUGGGCCGGGUCUCUGCUCGCCCCAACCCUGGGCUCAGCGAGCACCCCUCCACACACCUGAGGCCAGAUCAUUGCUUUUCCCCAGCUCUGGACUCCCAAGCACAAGUUUCAAUCCUACCUGGUGUGCCCUCCCCACCUCCGGCGCUCCCUCCGCUGACACCACCAUCGUUACACCAUCCCGGCCGUUCCCAGAAUGGAAAAAGAAAACCAGUGAUGCCCAUUUGCCUCGCAGCUGCUCCAGCGCUGGGAUUUAGGGGAGAAAACCAAUGGGAUCAGCCCCUAUCCUCCCGCAAGCCCCAGAGGUUUCCCAUUUUCCUAGGUCCUACGCAGGCAGUGCUGCCUGUGGGGAUGGGGCUUCCCCACCACAGCCCAAAUGUGGGCUGGGCUUGUAGCUGGGGACCCCCAGAAUCCCCCCCUCUGAGGACAUUGGGUUUCUCACACGCCACCACCCUAUUUUCAAAGCCUUGAACUGCUGUGAGGCAUCUCUUGGCUUUUGUUUUUCCCCCUGGAGAAGCUGAAAGCCCAGUGGCAACUUUAAGGGCAGCAGGGCACAGGCAGGGAGUUGGGGUGCAGGCAGCUGUGGGUCAAGGAGAGGCAGGUUGUAAAGGCAGGCUGGUUUUCUGUGCAGGGCUGCGAUAUGGGGCGUGACAGGCAUUUAAAUUCUGAAUCAAAAAGUAAAACGUAAGAAGCAAAAAAUUGCAAAAAUACACACCUGGAGCCCCAGGGCCGACCUCAGCCUGGUAUUCAAGAAGAGUCAGCACCGGGGUCAGAGCCACAGGUCCCUAUCACACUCUUGUAAAGACCAGGGGGACCCUGAGCUCCUAAAUCCACCGCCUGUGACUGAUGGACCAACUGGUGUUGGUGCCUAUAUUCAACAUCUAUUCAGCAGACAGUUUCCCAUGGGGUGUUGUUUACUGCCACUGAUUUUAAGGCUCUUUGAGGCCAUUUUUGUCAUCUUGACCAUCCCUCUGAGCAACCCUGGCUGGGAAAGCCCCAGCAGAGGCAGCUGUGUUGCCUCCUUCAGCCAGCACGGUCACUCCCCCAGCGAUUACCUGAAUUACAGCACUGCCACAUGCCCCACCACCGGAUCGGCUGCAGCCCCUUUUUCUCCAAGGGUCUGUCCCCAGGGGCUUCAUGACCCCUUUUCUCCGUGAGCCAUGGGCUUCGCAGGGGAGACAGGGAUUUAUUUCCCCCCUCUGUGGCAGUCUGGUGUGCAUUAGGUGUCUAGUGCGGUGUUGGGAAGUGAGAGACACCGGUACCUUCAGCAGGGAGGAAGGCUCAAAUGGCCACUGUUGUGAUGUGCAUCCUCACCCCUUAGCUAGAAGAAAACAGAUACAGGAUCAGAUCCAUGCCACAGCUUCCCCAUCCAUUAGGGCAUCCCCAGGACCACCCCUCCAGAUAAUUCUCCCCCUCUCCCUGCCAGCGUUUUGCUGCCAGCUGCUCACAGUCAGCCCCUGGGCUUGCUGCUUUCCUUCUCACCUCCUUUAGGCCGGACUGCCUGGACGCAUGUGCCCCAGGCCAGGCCCUGGGUGUGGGUUUUUGGCAGCGGGGAGGCAGGGACGUACCCCUGGCCACGAGGCAAACCGUCGAUCCGGUAACCCCGAGAGGUGCCAAUUGCCGCCCACAGGCUCGGUGCUCAUCGCCCUCCACGUUUACACCGUCAGCUGAAGAGAAAGGGUCAUCUUUGACCACAGAUCCACCAACACACCGCAAGAAAGGAGGGCGACGCCGGGGCUCAAGCUGGCUUCAGCACCCACUUUGCCUCCUGGGGCUGGCAGACAUCCCUGGCCCAGGCCCAGUGGUCCCUGGCGAGGAUGUGGUUGCUGAAAAUCCAUCGACAUGAGGCCGAGAAGAGGCUGCCCCGUCCCCAGGUCACUAGGGCCCGGGGGGAGCAGGGCGGGGAGGGAGCGGGGUGUCCCUCACCCCGCGGGCUUGGCGAGGGCCGGUGUCUGACAAUCGUCGCUGGAAAGCGCUGUGUACCGCCUGUCUGUAAAUAAACCCCGUGUUUGGCA
Messenger RNA from Calidris pugnax (ruff), 5126 nucleotides. RefSeq names its product adducin 2 (gene ADD2). NCBI's taxonomy places the organism in Eukaryota, Metazoa, Chordata, Aves, Charadriiformes, Scolopacidae. Gene Ontology annotation, cellular component: plasma membrane; postsynaptic density; cytoskeleton. The transcript has 14 exons. Bases 68 to 2224 code for a protein of 718 amino acids. Gene Ontology annotation, molecular function: actin filament binding. The record is from RefSeq and is a predicted model, not a curated record. Gene Ontology annotation, biological process: barbed-end actin filament capping.